Messenger RNA from Symbiodinium necroappetens, 1023 nucleotides. Lineage: Eukaryota; Dinophyceae; Suessiales; Symbiodiniaceae. The record is from the annotation of a GenBank genome assembly.
AUGGCAUGGCUUACCGUGAGGCACCCUCUGUCAACUGCCGCUGGCUUCUACUGGGCCCUUGCCCAGCUUCGCUUUCUACCUUCGCUCUCGCGGGAUCGAUCGCUUCGAAUCAAGUCUAGGGCAAGUGCAUUACCUGAGUCAUCCAAAUCAGGUAAUGCAGCUGCUUGGACACAGGAUCUUUAUGGAUCUAUCCUGAGGCCCAUGGGGUCAGGAACCCUGCCGGCAGUGUCUGCGGGCGAUGGCCACACAUGCAUACUUCAAUCCGAUGGUCGGAUGACUUGCGUGGGGCGCCAAGCGCAGUGCAAUGUGCCAUCGAAUCUGGGUAAAGUCGCGGACGUUUCUGCCGCCAGCUCGCACACAUGCGUGGUGUUAGAAGGCGGCCGCGUGAUAUGCUUCGGGCAAAAUAGACAGGGCCAGUGCGAUGUGCCUGAAGAUUUAGGACCAGUGCUGAGUGUGUCCACCGGUCGUGACUUUACGUGUGCAGUGCGAGCAGAUCUGCAAUUAGUUUGUUUCGGGAGUGGUGCCCCUGUGACUGCUGUGCCUCAGGAUCUGGGACCCGUUCAGGCAGUCUCUGCUGGAAGCGGCCAUGCCUGCGUGGUGAAAGCAGAUGGUCGGUUGGUGUGUUUUGGCCAGAGCACUGAAGGCCAAUGUUAUGUCCCGGCAGAUUUAGGGCCAGUGUUGGCCGUCUCCUCUGGUGGUUUUCACACAUGUGCAAUCAAGGUCGAUGGUCGGCUGGUGUGUUUCGGAGGUGAUGAUGAGGGGCAAUGCCGUGUACCGACUGACUUGGGAUCAGUUCUGGCAGUCUCGGCCGGGACAUUUCAUACGUGCGCAAUCAAGACAACUGGCCAACUGGUCUGUUUCGGGCGGAACAGAGAAGGACAGUGCGACGUACCAUCAGAUCUUGGGCCCGUUCUCUCAGUGUCCGCCGGCUUUUUCCACACUUGCGCAGUCCGGACGGAUGGUCUGCCGGUAUGCUUUGGAGACAACUCUGUGGGCAUGUGUAACAUGCCCCUCGUGAGCUGA